Messenger RNA from Fukomys damarensis (Damara mole-rat), 6136 nucleotides. RefSeq names its product polypeptide N-acetylgalactosaminyltransferase 15 (gene Galnt15). NCBI's taxonomy places the organism in Eukaryota, Metazoa, Chordata, Mammalia, Rodentia, Bathyergidae. Gene Ontology annotation, cellular component: Golgi apparatus. The transcript is spliced from 24 exons. The coding region runs from base 2467 to 4386 and encodes 639 amino acids. The record is from RefSeq and is a predicted model, not a curated record.
UGUGGAUAGUGAGUGGCCUGCCACUGGAGAGGCCACAGGCCGGAGUGACAGAGCUGACUCAGGGUAGGGAGAAAAUGGCCUGGAUCACUGACAGAGGAUGGGUGAAACUGUUGCCUAAUCCUGGGUGAGAGACAUUUUCUUUGCCAGUUGUCCAAAUAACGGGAAAUUCCUGCAUUGUUUGCUGCAGUUUCACAAACUUAAUGGAUCUAUGCUGACUUUUAAAAGCCAUCUGUUACUAGGGGCAAAAAGAAAUAAAAGAGGAAAAUACUUUUAGACACUCUAAUACAGGUGAAAGAAAAAAUCUUCCUGGAGAAAUAAACAAAAAAAGAAAGAAAAGAAGAGAAAUGAACAACGGGCAGUACCUGAAGAUGUGGACCCUGAGUGUUAGCUGGGCAGAACGAUGCGAGACAGAAACUGUCUUCUCACUGAGUCUGGCAUCCAAAGAGGCUCAGAGACUUGCUAUUGAAACCGUCUUAGAACCCAGCCUCCAUGCUGUGAAGAAGCUCAAUUAGCUUCCUAACAUGAGAAGCCUGAGUGGAGGAGGAUCAUGGAGGCCUGCAGCCAGCAACCCAGCCCUGCUCCCGGCUGACAGCCAUAGUGUGUUUCAUUACUGGAACAGCUAGGAAGCAGUGUAGUAAAGGAGAUGUGACAUCCAGAGAAAUAUAUAUUUUCGCGAACCGGGACACAGAGCUCACAGUGAUACUCCAAGAAUGGAAGUGACCAAACUACCAGUAGUGCAGCAUGGAUCAGGGUCACAAUGGAUAGAAGAUGCGGAGGUAGAGGACACAGAGGAGCCGUGGACAAUGGAGGGCUUCCAGAUCAGUCUCAUGGGGAGUAAUGGCAGAGGAGAGGAAGGUUUGAGGAAAAGUCAUUUCUUUAGUCCCAUCUGGCAUCAGAGUUGCCAAGUUACAACUUUAUUGUAAGAUUUCACCCUCUGGGUCUCUCUUGGGAUGGAAAGGAAAAGGCACAUGAGGACUGACUUGGGAAUAGACACUACGGGCACCAGAAUGAAGGUCAUGGCAUUGUGCUCUGGAAAGGAAUUAUGGGACCUUGAUCUCUUCCUCAUUUUCCCAGCGAGGCCCUAAGGUGGGAGCCCGGGCAGGCAGCCCUGUUCUCAGUUCGGAGUGGGCUAACCGGCUGUGCAGACUAGCAGAUGCCAGAUGGACAGCCCAAUAAGUUUGGCUAAUUUCUCACAAGAGUGAAAAUGCCAAAACAGCGACAAGAAAUCACUGGAGAACGUCCUCACGAAGAAUGGCCAUCCUUGGACAUCUCAUGAGCCUUGUAGCAGAGAGUGAUGUAAGGCUGUUGGACAGAUAGAGGUGCCUUGUCAUAUGGAUUUCAGAACCAGUGUCUGGUACAUCUACUGCAUCCCGGGAUGCCUCAGUGUGCACAUGGGAAGAAGACUUCUCUGCCCUGUCAUUUGGAGACAGAAUACCACAAACACUGGAUAAUUUAUAACAAGAAGAAAUUUAUGGCUUACAGUUCUGGAAGGUGGAAAAUCCAAUGUCAAGUUUCUAGCAUCUGGUGUGGCUACUACAAGACUUCAGGAGCAUCUUUGCACGUGUGUCCUUGUGAACAUGUACAGGGGUCACAGAGAACGUGCACCCUCAACGGUAGCACUGCUCACAAGGGCACCGACGCACAGUUCUACAGAUGGCAGACUCUUCUAAGGGAUAAAGCCAGUGAAGAUCUUGUUGUAGCUGGACAAUGAAGAGCUGGAACCAAAGUCGGAUCUGCGACAUACCUUAAUGGAGAGAUGAGUGAACGUGUUCCUACACAGAUAAGCUAUGGAUGAGGCCGAUGAAUAGGUGCGGAGAGGCGUCUGGGCGAAUGGACACAAGUUGUUGGGCGGGAGGAUCCGGGCACCUAGGCUCGGAGUCCCUGGACCCUCAGUGUUAAAGCCAGGAGCAGGGUAGCACCCAAUCCGAGUCAGGGCACCAAUGAAAGAAAACCUGGCGCCUGCCAAGGACCACUCAGCACACCAACAGGUCGUAUGAGAAAUCUUUAUUAAAGAGCUGAGGAGGCAGGGUGGCCCACUCGGCAGAAAGAGAACACGAGAGAGAGAGAGAGAGUUAAGAUUUAUUUCUUACUUUGAUAAGAGCUAAAGGUAAUGAGGCUACUGUAGGUGGGUCUCCUGAGCCAUUUUAUGGAGAUGUCUCUUGAGGGUCUUGUCUAUUUUUUCUACCUUUCCUGAUGACUGGGCUUUCUCUAUGCACAAUGAAGGCCUGGUUCCUGAGAGACACCUGGUGUGACUGUUGCUUCUCUCUGUAAGUUCUUAGGAAGACCAAAUCUGGAGAUUUCUGAGACCCAAACUUCUAUUGCCGCCUGUGCCUUUUCUGUUCUGCAAGGAAGGGCCUCAACCCAGUUUGAGAAAGUAUCUACCUGGGCCAGCAAACCCCAGAACCUUUUGACACCAAAGAAGCUGCGGCCUGCAAAAAAUAGGCAGAUUGAGGAGGCUACAGCAACAUGCUCCUAAGGAAGCGGUGCCGGCUGGGACCGUGCAGACCUCAAUUCCUCAUGCUGUGCCUGACGCUGGGAUGCAUCCUGACCGUGGUGGCCCUGCUGUAUCCUCCCCCUCCCACUCUGCCCCAGGCCGUCACAGACCAGGCCAGCAAGCACCACGAGGCCGGGUACCGGCUGAACUUUGGGGACUCCCAGGAAUGGGUUGUGGAGGCUGAGGAGGAGGUCGAGGAGUACGGCCUCCUGGAGGACUUGCCACCCUUUAUCUCACUGCGGGAGGAUCAGCUUCUGGUGGCUGUGGCCUCGCCCAGGGCCAGAAGGAAUCAAAGCCAGGGACGGAGAGGGGGCAGCUACCGGCUCAUCAAGCAUCCGAGGAGGCCGAAGGAGGAAGCCCCGGAGAGGGACUGGGGGACUGAGGAGGAGGAUGGGGAGGUGUCAGAAGAAGGGGAACUGAGCCUGCUCAGCCUGGACUCUGGAGGCCUCGGUGAGGCACUCAGCGCCCGCCUCCCCGUGCAGAGGGUCCUCCCGGAGGCGCGGCACCCACUGUGUCUUCAGCAGCAGCCUGAGGACAGCCUGCCCACCGCCAGCGUCAUCCUCUGUUUCCACGAUGAGGCCUGGUCCACCCUCCUGAGGACAGUGCACAGCAUCCUUAACACAGCACCCAGGGCCUUCCUGAAGGAAGUCGUCCUUGUGGACGACCUCAGCCAGCAAGGACAACUCAAAUCUGCUCUCAGCGAAUAUGUGGCCCAGCUGGAGGGUGUGAAGUUGCUUAGGAGCACUAAGCGGCUGGGUGCCAUCAGGGCCCGGAUGCUGGGUGCCACCAGGGCCACAGGAGAUGUGUUGGUCUUCAUGGAUGCCCACUGUGAGUGCCACCCUGGCUGGCUGGAGCCCCUACUCAGCAGAAUAGCCGGUGACAGGAGCCGUGUGGUAUCUCCGGUCAUAGACGUGAUUGACUGGAAGACUUUCCAAUAUUAUCCUUCCAAGGAGCUGCAGCGUGGGGUAUUGGACUGGAAACUGGAUUUCUUCUGGGAACCUUUGCCAGAGCAUGAGAGGAAGGCCCUGCAGUCCCCCGUCAGCCCCUUCAGGAGCCCAGUGGUACCUGGAGAGGUGGUGGCCGUGGAUAGACAUUACUUCCAAAACAGCGGAGCAUAUGACCCUCUCAUGUCACUGAAGGGUGGAGAAAACCUCGAACUAUCCUUCAAGGCCUGGCUCUGUGGUGGCUCCGUUGAAAUCAUCCCCUGCUCUCGGGUGGGGCAUGUCUACGGAAAUCAGGAUGCACAUGUCCCCCUUGACCAGGAGGCCACUCUGCAGAACAAGGUCCGCAUUGCUGAGACUUGGCUGGGGCCAUUCAAAGAAAUUUUCUACAGGCACAGCCCAGAGGCCUUCACCUUGAGCAAGGUUGAGAAGCCAGACUGCACCGAACGCUUGCAGCUGCAAAGGAGAAUGGGUUGUCGGACCUUCCACUGGUUUCUAGCCAACGUCUAUCCCAAGUUGUACCCAUCUGAACACAGACCCAGGUUCUCCGGAAAGCUCCACAACUCUGGGCUUGGCUUCUGUGCAGACUGCCAAGCAGAAAAGGACAUCCUGGGUUGUCCCAUGACACUGGCUCCUUGCAAUGACAGUAGGAAGCAGCAGCACCUGGAGCACACCGGCAGGAGGGAGAUCCACUUUGGCAGCCCACAGCACCUGUGUUUGGAUGUCAAGCAGGAGCAGGUGGUUCUUCAGAACUGUACUGAGGAAGGCACUGCCACCCAUCAGCAGCACUGGGACUUGCAGGAGAAUGGAAUGAUUGUCCACGUUCUUUCUGGGAAAUGCAUGGAAGCUGUGCUUCAGCAGAACAAUAAAGAUCUGUUCUUGAGUCAGUGUGAUGGAAAAGCCAGCCAGCUAUGGCAAUUUGAUGAAGUUCACCCUGUGGAUGAACGAUGAACACCAAUGUCAGAAGAAAAGGAGAAGUUUGGUUAUCACAGUUCUGGCCCAAGGGAGUUAAAGAGCAUUUAAAUUUCUUGAAGCAGACCCUUCUGCGUUUGGGCUCCUGGUGUAGGAGGGAAGAAAGUUCUUGGAAAGAAUGUAGGAUGUCUCUCCUCACAACUUAUUUCAUUGACUGCUGGCUGUUUUAAAAAAGAAGAAAAUCGAUUCAUUGUCUUGUGUUUUCAUCUUCAGAGAUGAUCAUCAUUUAGCAAGAAGAUCUUUAAUUUUUCCACUGAGCAGUGCACAGUUGCUUUUAACUCUGACUAGGGAAGGAGGCUGGACAUUUUCUGGCAGCCCCUCCAGGACGCCUCAGUCGUUGGAUGGAUGGCAUUGUCUUCAAGGAGCCUCAACUUGGAUUGUCUAUAAGGCCAGCCAUGAAGAGAACGUAAUGGUCUGACAGCCCAAAAAGUUUGGGUUAUGUUUAUUAGGACAAAUUUCAUGUUCUUUAGCUGAACCACAGCUCAGAAGGAAGGGAAGGGCAGCACAGUAUGGUUGGAGACAAGAUGAAGGGAGAAUGGGCCCAACUCUUCAGCUCAGCCUAGCCCGCUGAAGAGUCCGUAGAUUUGGGAUAAGAUGUUUUCAUUUCACGAGAAUUCCUAAAACUUUCUACCUCCAUUCACCUGACCUCAAGGACCUUUCUCUAGCUUGCUUAACCAUAACCAGAUUUCCUUGCCACAGAUUUCUCUUUAGUCACUGGUGUUGGAACGAUUCACCAGACUGAGCAUUCUCAUUAAUAAAGGUAUUUACAGUUAAGAGAUUUUCAUGAUGCUUUGUUACAGGGUUUGCAUUGAAUCAAUAAGAAAUAACAACCUUUACAACUCAGUCAGAGUCUGAGUCAUUCUUAAGAAAGAAAACUAGGUUGGAUUUCAAUAUCUGUGAGAUCAGAGAGGGCCGGCCAUCUGUGGGUCCAUACUAACUGUCUAAAUGUACCUCCAGGUUCAGUGCUCUCAAGUUCAGGAAGAAUAUGCCUUAACUAGAGCAGAUGCAAGGCCAGCAAGAGCUGAAUGGCUGUCCUUGCUGUGAUCUGGCCCAUCUAGCUGGCUGUAGGAGUUGCUGAGUGGGAUUGGUUCUGCUACUGAGAAGAUAGCAGUCAUGCCCAUUUCUCUCCAAGAUGGAGUCAUUUCUCUACGUGGUAAGCUUACAAACCUCCCCUUAAAGAUGUUGAUCUCUUGUGUGCUGUUUCAGAACACAGUAUCUUUUUUUUUUUUAAGUGGGUAGAAAGUGUGGGGUUUCAAAUAAUAAAUUAUCAUAAUGAUGUAUUUAUUCAUUCCCCACCUGCCAUGUCACUGUGACCUUCAUUUCUCUGUCCUUGAAUAUAUUCUAGAUCUUUGCUGUCUAAUAAGGCAGCUAGUAACCAACUGUGGCACAUUUAAUGGAAGUCCUAUAAAAUCAGAGAAAAUUUAAAGCAGUUCCUCAAUUGUGCUGGCCCCACCUUAAGGGCUCGAUAGUUAUAUGUAGGAAACAGUUACUGUGUGGUAGAGUGCAGUAUAGAACAUUUCAUCAUCACAAACACUGCCGCACAGAUUAAUCAUCUCAGCUAGAGAAGAGAUUUCAGCCACCAUCUUCUUGCUUCGGAUCUAUCUAUAUUUAAAACAUUUGCUUAACAUCCCAAGUCUGAGAUGGAGCUAAAAAUUCUCAAAUGACAAACUUGUAAAGAGUUUGAAGGAUAAAAAUUAAAUAAGACUUCUAUUUUUUUAAUGAACUUUAU